Molecule: messenger RNA, 1248 nt
Organism: Pistacia vera
Lineage: Eukaryota; Viridiplantae; Streptophyta; Magnoliopsida; Sapindales; Anacardiaceae
Product: glycine-rich cell wall structural protein-like
Exons: 9
Coding region: 165-935 (256 amino acids)
Molecular function (GO): RNA binding
Source: RefSeq, a predicted model, not a curated record
AAAGAGGUCAUAAAAUUCGGGACCCUCAAUCGUAAACCCUAACCCCGCCACUAUAAAACGCUUAAAAAGGGCGCCUUCAUUUCCAAGUUCAGCCUCACUGAAACUAAAAGCAAGCCAUCAAAACUUCCUCCAGACGACGCCGUUUCGAUUCACGAGAGAGGAAAAUGGAUCGGUACCAGAAAGUGGAGAAGCCGAGGACGGAGGCUGCUAUAAGUGAGAAUGAGUUGAGAAUAACGGCUCAAGGAAGACUCAGGAAUUACAUUUCUUAUGCUAUUUCUCUCCUGCAGGAUAAAGGUGCCAAUGAGAUUAUCCUCAAAGCCACUGGCAGAGCUAUUAAUAAGACUGUGAUGAUUGCUGAGUUGCUUAAGAGAAGGAUUGUUGGUCUCCACCAAAAUACUUCAACUGGGUCUAUUGACAUAACCGACACAUGGGAGCCUCUAGAAGAAGGGCUUCUUCCAUUAGAGACUACCCGUCAUGUUUCAGUUAUCACAAUUAUUUUGUCUAAGAAGGAGCUGGAUUCAUCUUCCCCAGGAUACCAAUCACCAAUCCCAGUUGAUCAAGUGAAGCCGUUAACUGAAUAUUAUGAUGGAGAAGCCGCACCUGGCAUGCGAGGCAGGGUACGUCAUGAUCAAGGUCAAGGAAAGAACGGAGGUACUGGCAAUGGUUUAGCCGAGUAUAGUAAUGGACAUUGGGAUGGUGGACGUGGAUAUGGAGGUCGAGGUCGAGGUUAUGCAAGAGGACGCAGUUCCCGUGGACGCGGAAGGUGGUAUGGUGGUGGAAACAUGCAGCAUGAGUCAGGAUAUAACAAUGGUUAUAGUGGAUCAGGAGCCUUCCCUCCUCAAGGACGAGGGCGUGGUCGUGGAAGGGGAAGCGGUCAUGGUCAUGGGCUAGGUUUUAGAUCUGAUGGGCCAGUCCAAGUCCAAGCAACUGCUUGAAUGCUAAACUUUGGAGGUACUACUUUGGUAUCUAGUUGAAAAGUAGUAUGGGAUGCCUGUUCAGCACUUGAUCUUCUAAAGUUAAAUGAACUUUAGACUUAAAUUAUUUAUGGCAGCGGUUAGUUACUUAUGAUUUGUACAAGAUUUGGCAAAUUUGAUCUUCUGUAGGUUGCAAUUUUGUAGGAAGUAGUAGAUAGGAUUGUGAAGUUAUCACUAGUCCUUAGUUAAUGUUGUAUAAUUUCUGGAGUUUUUUCUUUUUUUAAAAUGUCAAAACUCUUUUCUAUAAAUAAUAGAGCAGUGCAUUCUUUCAUUA